This is a messenger RNA of Harpia harpyja (harpy eagle), 7929 nucleotides long. It is a transcript of the gene ZCCHC14, whose product is annotated as zinc finger CCHC-type containing 14. The record is from RefSeq and is a predicted model, not a curated record. NCBI's taxonomy places the organism in Eukaryota, Metazoa, Chordata, Aves, Accipitriformes, Accipitridae. Gene Ontology annotation, molecular function: zinc ion binding; phosphatidylinositol binding; nucleic acid binding. The coding region runs from base 442 to 3699 and encodes 1085 amino acids. The transcript has 13 exons.
GCCCAGCGCGGCGGGACGGGUCUUGCGCGGAGGAUGGAGGCAACCGGCGGGCGGCUGAGAGAAGGAGCCGCCCCGUGAGGGAGGACGCGGGAGCGUAGAGGCCUGCUCGGGGCCGCCGGGCCCUGCUCGGGCGGGGACCCCGCGGCCAGGCCGCGCCUCAGCAGCGUUCGGGCCUGCUCCCCCGGCGGCCGCCCAAGGCGGGGGGGGGGGCCCGGCCCGGCCCUGCCCGCCGCCGGGGGCUGCCCCCCGCGCUCCUCGCCGCCGGGCCCCCUCGCCCCCCGGGGGGCGGGUUUGCCGGGGGGGCGGGAGCGCGGAGGGGGCCGGUUGGGGGGUGUCGGGGCGCCGGCCUUGCGGGCCCCCCUCGGGGCGCUGCCGCCCGCCCUCGGCGCCGCUGCCCCCGCCAGGGCGUGCUCCCUCCGGGCCGGGGGUAGGCGAAGCACCAUGGUGGAGAAGCGGUGCCCGCGGCUGCAGCGGGACGGCGUGUACCGCUGGUUCUCCGAGCUGCCCUCCCCGCAGCGUGUGGAGUUCCUCUGCGGCCUCCUGGACCUCUGCAUCCCGCUGGAGCUGCGCUUCCUGGGCGCCUGCCUGGAGGACCUGGCCCGCAAGGACUACCACUCCCUGCGCGACUCCGAAAUCAAGGCCAACAACCCCGCCGACCUGGGGAGCCUCACCAACCUGACGGACGAGGUGGUGCGCAGCAAACUUUUGGUCUCUCUCGCCCUGCUCGGGUCUGCCCACCGAGAGGCGGCCGGGGUCCUCUUCCGUACCCUCACCCACAUCGAUUCGGUCAUCAACAACUAUGGGCUACAACUCAACGAGGGCCGCACGGGGGAUGAGUUCCUGUUGCUCUUCACCAUGGCAUCCAACCACCCUGCUUUCAGCUUCCACCAGAAACAGGUGCUGAGGCAAGAGCUCACCCAGAUCCAGAAUAUCAUGGCCAGCACCAGCAAGAAUCCCAGCACCUCUACCCUCAACACCAUGGCAACCUAUCCUGGCUGCCAUAAGGUCACUCCAAGAUCCGAGACCCCCAUCAACAGUGUCAGUAACAGUUUGGAAAAUGUACUACAUACAUCAACACAUUCCAUUGAGGAGUCAUUACCCAAGAGGCCUUCGGGGAAACACUCCAAAGUGAGUGUUGAAAAAGUAGAAUUAAAGGGACUGGCACACAAGAAGAAUGAAAGAAAUGUUGAAUAUUCCUUUGAGGUCCUGUGGUCUGAUUCUUCAGUGACGUUGGUAACCAAAUCUUCCACUGAAGUGACUGAAUUUAUUUCAAAGCUAUCUCAGCUGUAUCCAGAAGAAAACUUGGAGAAAUUCAUUCCUUGCCUAGCUGGUCCAGAUUCAUUUUACCUAGAACGGAACCACAUGGACCUGGAAUCGGACCUUAGGUAUUUGGCACCAUUACCUUCCCAUGUGGUGAAAAAUGACCAUGUUAGAAAGUUCUUCAGCACUUCAUCUCCUUCACAGCAACUUCAGAGUUCAAAUCCUGGCAACCCCUCCCUGUAUAAAGUAGGAACUACGCUGGGAACAUCUGGAAGACCUAUAUGUGGAGUGGCUGGCAUUCAGUCUUCUCAGAAUCACGUUCAGCACUCGGCUGCUGCUCCCGUUGCACUACCCCACUGUUCCCAUGCAGGAGGUACUGGCUCAUCGCUGGCCUAUCGCACCCAGAUGGACACCUCUUCUUCACCCAUGUUAAUGUCUUCCAGUCCACAGACCCCUCAGACACAGGAGCAAAAUGGGAUCUUAGACUGGCUCAGGAAACUGCGGUUGCACAAAUACUAUCCUGUCUUCAAACAGCUCACCAUGGAGAAGUUUCUGAGCCUUACUGAGGAAGAUCUCAAUAAGUUUGAAUCCCUCACCAUGGGAGCAAAGAAGAAGCUCAAGACCCAGCUAGAGUUGGAGAAAGAAAAAUCGGAGAAACGGUGCCUAAACCCCACAACACCUUCUUCAGUUACCAGCAGCGGUGUGGCAAGGGUUCCCCCUACUACGCAUGUAGGGCCUAUCCAGAGUAUUCGUGGCAACCAUGCUGCAGAGCUGCGAGUGGAUGUGGAUCAGCCAGCCCACCCACUGCCCCGGGAGGGCAGCUCUUCUGAGUACUCCAGCUCUUCUUCCAGCCCCAUGGGGAUCCAGACAAGGGAAGAGAGCUCAGACAGCGCCGAGGAGAACGAGAGACGUUUAGAGAUUCACUUAGACGGUUCAGAAAAGGAGAAGCCAGUGAUGUUACUGAAUCAUUUCACUUCGAGCUCUGCCAGACCCACGGCUCAGGUCUUACCAGUGCAAAACGAUGCAGGCUCCAAUCCGUCCGGCCACCACGCUCUGCCAAUGCAAAUGAUGUCAGCGGCCUCUACUCAUAUCACCCCCAUUCGGAUGCUAAAUUCAGUGCAUAAAUCAGACCGUGGCAAUGCAGACAUGAAGCUACUUUCAUCGUCUAUGCAUUCUCUUUUAUCUUUAGAGGAAAGAAAUAAAGUUUCUCCUGGACCUAGGGGCAGCAUAAAAAUGGAAAAGAGCUUUGGAAAUGCAGUGGUGGAUGUAAUGUCUGCAUCUUCUCCCCACCAGCCCUUGCAAGUGCUGUCAGGGGCUGCUGAGAACAGCUCACCCACAUCUACUAUUAACUUUGGUCCUCGAACCAAAGUCGUACAUGCUUCGACUCUGGACAGAGUGAUAAAAACAGCUCAGCAGCCGGGAUUAAUAGUAGAAACGAGUACUGCUGCCACUGUAACAUCCAGCACAGUCUUCCAUGUGGCUCGUCCACCCAUCAAACUCCUGGUGUCUUCGUCUCUUCCUACCGAUUCUGCCAUUGCCGGACAGACUUCCUGCUCCAGUAAUAUGCAAAUAACAGUGUCCCCUGCAAUAAUAAAUCCCCGGACUGCUCUCUACACAGCCAACACCAAAGUUGCCUUUUCUGCAAUGAGCAGCGUGCCAGUGGCGCCGAUGCAAGGCAGCUUCUGCGCAAACAGUAAUGCAGCCUCCUCCAGCAGCCACCCCUCCACAUCAUUUGCAACCAUGGCGAAUUUGCCCAGCUGCCCUGCACCCAGCUCCAGCCCCACACUCUCAUCUGUCGCUGAGAACAACUUCUACAGCAGCAGCAGCAGCAGCAGUAGCAGCAGCAGCAGCAGCAGCAGCGGAUCCGCAGGGAGCAUCCCAGUACCAAACCAGAACCAUCACCACCAUCACCACCAGCAGCAGCAGCCGCAGCCGCCCGGGUGCAUGGUGUGCAGCUCCUGCGGGUGCAGCGGGAACUGUGGUUCGAGUGGUAUGACCGUCAGCUACGCUAACUAUUUUCAGCACCCCUUUUCAGGACCUUCAAUGUUUACUUUUCCGUUUCUGCCCUUCAACCCUUUGUGUAGUAACGGCUAUAUCAACACGCAGCAGUACAACAGCAGCACGACUUUCCCCGUGGUCCACACCGCUUACAACAGCGGUAUAGCACCGGACUCCGUAAUGACUGGGCAGUCGACGUUUGCGGUACCGCCAAUGCAGAACUUUAUGGCAGGGACAGCAGGGGUGUAUCAGGCACAGGGAAUGAUGGGAAACAGCAAUGGUUCAAGUCACAAAAAAAAUGGGAAUCUCUCCUGUUACAACUGCGGGGCCAGUGGUCACAGAGCUCAGGACUGCAAACAGCCUCCGAUGGAUUUCAAUCGACAAGGUACGUUUAGGCUGAAAUACGCUCCUCCCUCUGAAAGUCUUGACUCCACAGACUGAUAUUUUAUCUGGCAAGAAAAUACUGUAAGCCAUGGAGAUACAAGGAGAUUGAAAUACAAAACUGAGACGUCCAGUUGCUGUUAAGCUUAAUGUAUUUUUUAAUCCAAAGGUGCUUUACUUUAUUAGACUAGGUAGAAAAUCUAGCUUAGGGGUGCAUCAAACCCAUUUUUGAUUGCCAAAUUCAAGCUUGGAUCUUGUUGUUGGAACUUCUGACUACGUGUCAUAGGACCGAUGCGUACUGGAUGGAUGGUGGAGCUGGCCAGCUGCAUUUUCUGUUGCAAGUACAACAUCCGAGGUACUUUUUUUGCUGGAGAAUGUUGCCAUAGGUGGACUUUCUAAGGUGAAAUGUCUAACUCCAGGGCAGCUACAUUCUGAAGUUGAAGCUGGAGGCUGAAGGUAGGAGCGGCCGUUCGCCAGAAGGACUUUGGCACCCCUGGGCUAGGUAAAAUGUCUACUUUUUUUCAAAAGUGAUCAGGCACUAAUCUCUGGGAUUUUUAAGGAUUGCACUACAGAAGAAUGUAAAACUCUUCAAGCUUUCUGCACUUUUAGCAGACAGUGUCACUCUGAGACCAGUGCAAGAGGCAAAGAAGUUCCAACUUUUAAAAAUUGGCACCAGCAGGCUAUGUGACUUAACUACACAAUAAAAAUCUUAAGUAAGUCUCUCCUUUCCCUUUCAAAAGAACACACAGAGCAGUUUCGGUUCCUUCUGGAAACAAACUUGUGCUUCAUUGUCUCACUUAUUACUAGAUAGUGCUGGGUUCCCAGCAGUGGAAUAAACUUAGUUUCCAAGGGUCCAAGUCCCAGAGACUCCAGAGUCAUAAAGGCUUCAAGGAUAUUUUCCUGUAAUACACAAAACAACCUUUACGUCCUGUUACUGUAUAUAGGUCUCUUUCACAGAAACCUUAUUAUUCUGCUUUUGUAAAUGAAUUUUAAACCAUCCUAAAAAAGAACAACAACUCUGGCAGCAGAGUUUGUAAGCUUUUGCUUUACUUUAUAUAAAAAAAACCCUUUGACUCCUACCCCAAGGCUUUUGCUACAGGAUUCAGAAGUGGUAGAAGUCAAACAUGUAAAAGGUAGUAAACUUCAUUAUUAUCAAGACUUUGAAGGAUUUAUUGUCAGCCUCCUUCGUUGCAAUAGAUUGUAGAUGACUAGCUUUGGUGUUAACUACUUAGCGUACAUAAUUUGUGGGUGACAAAUCUAAAUUAGGACUUGAGAGGAAGCCAAACAAAUCUUGAACUGCUAAUUUGAAACAGUUUGGUCCUGUCUGGUUGAAAGAAGAUACUAAUCCUCAUGGCUCACCCGAGGAAUUUGACGGCAUUAAAUGGGUGAGGCCUUCUCUUUAAAAUGUCUGACAUAGAGAUAUUUGCAUACUGUAAUUUGGAAGACACCUUUAAAGUCUGAAGCCUUGUUUACACUUGGAGGUAUUUCUUACACCAAUUUAAACCACACCAGGAUGAAUAGUAUUUGUAGUGGCGCAGCUGACUUUCGCUUGGAAGUGAGGGAAGUCAUAUCCGAGAAGGUUUUGAAGUGGUGCAGAGCUGCCCCGAGGAGAUCGGGCCUUAGCAAUGAAACAUCAGUGUGAGGGGGUAACGCAGUAGCUUGACAGUCGAGACCUUCCUGGACCAUGUUGAUAAGAAAGAAAUGUUCUGGGCCAUCCUUCAGUCCCGCUUUCUCAGCGGGCAGUCGUCAGCCUCGCCAGGGAGGCAAGCAGGAUAAAUGAGCGUCACCGGAGAGGCACGGUAACGUGAGAUGGCAAGAAACCAAACUCGGUCCAGGUAGCGAUCUGCAGCUCAUAGCGGAUUUGGCUUCAUGGAAACCAAAAUCUAAAUUUGCAUAAUGUUUGGUUUUAAAAAAAGAUAUUUUUUAUUCCUAUGCAAUGAAAAAAAAAAUACCAGAUUUGUGUAUCCUCAGCCCAGCUCACACUACCCGCAGUAUUGCACACACUGUUGAAACGCUUCUGUUCGCUCUGCCUGCGUUUGAGGAGGUUACCUGUGUUCUAAUGAACAACCUUCAGACCUACAACACUAAAGUGAUGAAAACUGACAAUGCAAUUUACUUUGCCUUAAUGAGCUUGAGACAAUGGUAGGAACAAUCUGUCAUACUGUAUUACGCUGAAGGAAAUGUGCAGUUUUCAGUGACGAUGUUUACUAUUUCCAGCUUUGAGGGUCUCUCCAGUGGCCUGGAACAUGUGCUGAAAGCCAAACCUUAACAUUAUUUUUUUUUUUUUCCACUUUUUUUAAACAAUGUUUUAAAACUGAAUUGUAUUUAAAUAAACUGUAUUUCAACACACAUGCAAGUGUUAAAAACCCUCUCAAAAUAGCAAAAAUCAACAGCAAAAAAAAAAAAAGAAAAUCUGUACCAGUUUCAUUUUGUUUUAAUGCCCAAGGCUGGGCACACAGUCUCGUCUAAUAUUCAUCACAGAGUUGAAACCAUAACAAAAGGACUGUAAAACUGAACUUCUGUCCAGCAAACUGUUUCAUUCCUUUCUUCAGAGCUUUCUUUGGGAUUGUUUCCUUUGUGUAAAGUUAAGGCUGAUGUUUCUUAAAGUGGCUUAUGUGUACUUUUAGGUAACGUUUUUAAAUGGUGGUCUGGUUUUAGAGUAAGUUCAAAUUCAGAAGUCUUGAGUACCUUAAAGCAACAUGAGUGUAAUGGAGAAAUGUUUGGUGAGCCAGCAGCAGUUGCAGAGCCUUCCCUCCAUCAGAGCGAGUUGUGGCUUCAGAUCUGCUAGUGAACGCUGUCCACUUUGUACCAAGAACCACCAAAGUUGGUAAGUCUGAAUAGAGCACUUUAGUUCCAUAGAAGAAUCCUUAACCUGUUUUCAAAGGCACAAAUCCAUCUUUUUACCCCCGAAAAGUAAGGCAGCUUGUUUUAGAAUAGUAGUUCCAGCUUCACUGGCUGAAAGAACCAGUCCUUGAAACCUAUUUUUAUACAUUGAAAGAUGGAGAUUUCAAAGAAUGCUAUUUAUUGCUAUCUUUGUCCUGAAAGUAUAAAAAGAAUUAGUUCUCAAAAUGGAUUUUGCUGUGGAAUAGAAAUGAUUUUUAGGUGUAAGACAGAAGGGAAUCCCAAGUCAUCUCGCUGCAGGGGCAUGGAGAAGUUAGCAAUGAGUCUUCCCUCGGGGGAGUGAGCGACGUGCGGUGCAGUUUCAGAAGUGUUUUCCGUUUGGGAGUGUUGGUGAUGGAAGUACUCGAAACAGGAUGGAAUUUCCAGCAAACUCCUCCUCGCGCUGGCAGUCUGCAAAUUAAGCAUUAAUAGAUAUGCCAGGCUUGACGCUAAACAGGAGGAGAAUGAAGAGGGAAGCCUCAUUUUAGCAAACGAGGUAUUUGGAUCAGAGUUCCACAAUACUUUUCCUUAAAACAGCAUGUCACACUCCACUUUUUGUGAAACUUUUUCAUGCCACGGUCAUUAAAUCUUGGCAAAUUAAGUGCCAGACUUCCGAAAAUAACAGUCUAACACUAGACCUUUACCAUUACCCAGAGUUCUGUUUCAUGCUACUUCUCGCUGGCAAGCUUCAGGGUGAAGGUACUCAAAAAUUCAAUGUAGUCUGUGGUAUUCAGCAGAGUGACACUCCUCCCCAAAAUAAAAAUGACAUCAUCGGAAACCCCUGCAUAUGGGUUAGCUGUCUAUUUGUUUAUUGGCGGUCACGGACACUCGGAGCUGUGGAUUUGGGGUAGUCUAGAACGCCUGUUAAAUGAGAUGGAUGUGGGCAAAUCUGCACAGAAAUCCAUGUAAUUGAGCACUCACAAGAGUCUAGAAAACACUUUUGCUGGUUGAGGCCCCGGUAACCCUCCUGCCGCCCCUGCCCGCCACCAUCUCUUGUAAUAAACCCUUGGAACUACCCAUUUGCUCUCUUAAAUUUUUUCUUAUGUAAGCAAGAAAUGUGUUGGUACUGAAGCAGAAAGCAAAUCCUGUGUGUUUUCAAGUGCAGAUUAACAGCUUCUCUUGGACAUAACUUUCCACUAGGAAUGAAGGAAACUCCUGCUCCCAUUUGAGCCAUUUCUUUUACUUCGGUCAAUUCUAGUAUUACAAAUUGUGCAUGUAACUUUAUAAAUAUUUUAAAUAGUUUUGUAAAUAUUUAAUAUUCAGCUAAUUUGAUUUUGAAUUGUAAAUGUCAAGUAUUCUGGUAUUGGGAUUUUUAUGUUUUAUUAUACUUUGUUAAAAGUAAAAUUGUACAUUUUUAGAAUGUUUUUAUCUGAGUAAAUUUAAUGUAUGGAAAAUAAAGAGUUAAACAGA